UACCCACGUGAUUUACACCGACGUCAGAAUAUUUCGAAUCUUCAGGCACAGAAUAAUUAUUCUGUGCUUCAGGUCUGUCGUCUGAGAUUGUCUUAUCAGUACCACCAGUAUCACUUCACCCGCGACCCAUUCCAUCAUAACCCGCUCUACCAGUCGACACUCGACACUGUUGAUACUUGAUACGACAUUACGACAUUACUUGCUGUCCCUUGUUACGGGCUACGAAUUCUACAGCAUAAUAUUAAGUAUUAGUGAUACAGUAGACAAUUAUUAAAUAAAAUAUAACAUAAACUUUAUACUCCGUAUUUCUACAUCCGGCGCUGAUACAAUAAGUAAUUCCAGACUCGUAUCUAUAGAACUCAAAAUUGAAAUAUGAUUACGAAAGGCUGUAGCUUGGCCACGGUUUACUUACCGCAACGCAACUGCAAGUUAUAUUAUUAUAACUAACCAGCCAUUCAUUCAGCACUUCAAAGAGUUAUGGUUUUUGGUAACUAAACUAUUUACAAGUAUGGUUGAGUCAAUUGAUUUUGAAAAUACAACUUUAUUAAGAGAUUUCAAUGAAACUCAACCUAUUCACGAGUGGUCCCCUUUUAUAUGUGAUGGACCUUCACAUAUGCCUACUUUCAAAGUUUCAUUAUAUUUAAACAAUCUUCGGUUUAAUGGCUAUGGGUCUUCAAAAAAAAAAGCUAAAAUAGAUGCAAUAAAGAACUUCAAAUUAUUCACUCUAAAUCAUGAUAAUUCUAAGGCCAACCAUACUGUAGAAAGUGAUAUACUAGUUGACAAAAGAAAAUGUACUGAUGAUAUAGAAAACUCGCUAUCAAAAAAACUUGCUACAGAACAUCAAGUCCCGGAACAUCAAGUCACUGGACAUCAAGUCACAGAACAUCAAACAUCAGCAAUAUGCAUCCUACAUGAAAUAUUUGCAGGACAAACCUUGGUAUACGAACAUGAGCAGUCUCAUGGUAUAUUAGAAACAAUUAGUGUCAUGGUUUCUGGUAAUAAGUACAUAGGUUAUGGGAAAAGUAAAAAAGAAGCCAAAGAAAUUGCAUGUCGUAACGCUUUAAAAUCCUUGUAUGAUGCUCAGCCAAUAGAUAAUAAGUUCAAAAAUCAAAUAGAAAUGUUGCGUACUGAUUAUAAUGAUGCUAAAAUUAUUGAUCAUUUUGCUAGAAUCACAGAUAUGGUAUAUCAAAAAUUAGAAUUUAAUCAAAUCAAAUUUAAAGAAUACUCAGUCAUUGCAAGUAUUAUCAAAAUGACCAAAGAUGAUUUGAGGACAGCUCAAGUAAUUUGUUUGGCUACUGGUACAAAAUGUUUAUCUGGUAACUAUUUGAGCCUAAGUGGUGAAUCUUUACAUGAUUGCCACGCAGAAAUAUUGACCCGCAGGUGUCUUUUAAAAUUCUUUUAUAAAGAACUCAUGGAAUCAGUGAAGGGCCUUCCUUCUAUAUUUAUCUCAGAUGAUAAAAAAUGUAAGUUCAAAUUAGCAGAAGAUAUAGCAUUUCACUUAUACAUAAACACAGCCCCUUGUGGUGAAGCUAGAGUAUUUAGCUUCUGUGACACAGAACACCAGUUAAAUCGUUUAAACCGUGGUUUACUUCGAUCAAAAAUUGAAAAUGGUGCAGGUACUGUAUCUGUGUUUGGUAGAGAAGUUCAGACAUAUGAUGGAGUUGCUCAGGGUGAACGUCUUGUUACUAUGUCAUGUUCAGACAAACUAACACGAUGGAAUGUACUUGGACUUCAAGGCAAUUUAUUAUCAAAUUUUGUUAAACCCAUCUAUUUAGAAUCAAUAUCAAUUGGAAGUAUAUUCAACAUAAAUCAUAUGAAGCGAACAAUUUAUGGUCGUGUUGAAAACUGUAUUGAUAAAUUACCACAAGAUUAUAAAUUACAGAAACCUCAACUUCGUGGUUAUGGUAUACUUCCUCGCAGAUCUGUUACACAAUCACCACACUGUGUGAAUUGGAUUAUAAAUGAAGGAAUUGAAAUUAUUAAAGGAAGUAUGGGUAGAACAAUCGAAAACAGGUUGUCCAGAGUAUGUAAAACCUCAUUGGCUAAAGAAUAUAUUAAACUGUGUAGUGCUACAAAUAAUCUAUCAACUCUUAUUGAAAAUGAAACAAAUAUAUUUUAUGAUUCAUUGAAAAAUAAAAACAAGAAUUAUGUAGCUGCUAAAAAUGAAUUAUUAUCAACAUUUAAGUCAUUAAAACUUGGGACUUGGGUACAUAAGCCUGAAGAACUUAAAAGUUUUGAAUUAAAUGUUGGUAAUACAAUAAAUAAAAUUGAUAAAAUACCAUUAUAAUAAUAAUAUGCAUUGGAUAUUUAACUAAGAAUAUUCAAAGUUGAGACAAUUUUUUCGUAAAUUUUUAUUUAUUAAGUUUCUAUAACAGUGUAAACUAUGAAUGGUGAAUUAAAGAAAGGAGCAAAUAAGGCAUCUAUCCACCUUCCCCUAAUUUAGUAUUUAAUUUAUAUAAAUAGAUGUUACUUUCUGACUUAUUAUCAUUUAUAUGUAAAACUGACCAUUAUUUUAUUUAUCUGUAGUUAAAUACACAAAUACAUCACUGAAGACAUUUUUCUUUA
Molecule: messenger RNA, 2565 nt
Organism: Myzus persicae (green peach aphid)
Lineage: Eukaryota; Metazoa; Arthropoda; Insecta; Hemiptera; Aphididae
Product: double-stranded RNA-specific editase Adar-like
Exons: 4
Coding region: 509-2287 (592 amino acids)
Biological process (GO): RNA processing; adenosine to inosine editing
Cellular component (GO): nucleolus; cytoplasm
Molecular function (GO): double-stranded RNA adenosine deaminase activity; double-stranded RNA binding; tRNA-specific adenosine deaminase activity
Source: RefSeq, a predicted model, not a curated record